This is a messenger RNA of Cladophialophora immunda, 699 nucleotides long. RefSeq names its product ribosomal protein L19. Bases 1 to 699 code for a protein of 232 amino acids. The record is from RefSeq and is a predicted model, not a curated record. Gene Ontology annotation, cellular component: mitochondrial large ribosomal subunit; ribosome. Gene Ontology annotation, molecular function: structural constituent of ribosome. Gene Ontology annotation, biological process: translation. The transcript has 2 exons. Lineage: Eukaryota; Fungi; Ascomycota; Eurotiomycetes; Chaetothyriales; Herpotrichiellaceae.
AUGUCGAAGACGGUUGCUUCACGUAUGUCGGCAUGCUGCUGGCGAUCCAUAUUUCCAGAGCUUCGACCACAACAUUUUCGGCGCACACUAGUCACGCUGCAACGCGGGCCCGUUGAGAAGCUCGAUGUACCCUCCGAUCUACCGCCGCGAUACCACUCUCAAAUACCGGAAAGAUACAGACCUGAUAGAGGAAAACGAGAGAUAGUAAUACAUCGAUCGCCCCGAUCUGAAACCGAGACCUGCAAAGAUCCCAUUGCGAUCGUGGACAGCCGACAAUUGGCUCUAUUGGAUCCCACAGGAGCGCGGGCAAAGCUGUUUGACAAGACCAACAAGGACCGCGCAAAGGUUGGAGAUAUUCUGCUUGCAACCUUCACCUCGGGCGAGCCCGUCUCGGGGGUGAUUCUGUCAAUCAAAGGCUCGGGGCCUCACACGUCAGUCCUGUUGCGCAACCAGUUGACAGGUAUCGGAAUGGAAAUGCAGAUCAAGGUGCACAGUCCACUGGUGCAGAGCAUGGAAAUAGCACAGAGAGCGCCGAAGAGAAAGAGGAGGGCGAGAAUCUACUAUCUGAGGAAACCGGAGCACGACAUAGGAAGUGUGCAGAAAGUGGUCGACCAGUAUCUAAGGCAGCGAGCCAUGCUAACCGGUGGGAGACCAUCAAGUCAAUUGGGACGUUCGAGACCGAAGAAAGGGAAGAGAUGA